Molecule: messenger RNA, 927 nt
Organism: Parnassius mnemosyne (clouded apollo)
Lineage: Eukaryota; Metazoa; Arthropoda; Insecta; Lepidoptera; Papilionidae
Source: the annotation of a GenBank genome assembly
AUGGAUAAAGAUAAAGUUGACGAACUUGAUCCAAUUUCUGUAUCUGAAUAUGCCAUAUGUGAAGUUGAGCAAACUAAACUAAUGCUACACGACCAACCGAAAAGCCUCAUCAUUCUUAAUCAAAAUAUUCGCAGUAUUAAUAAGAAAUUUGACGAUUUCACAGUAUUAAUGAAGAGACUUGAGGUUGACUGUGAUAUUAUUACUCUGACAGAAAGUUGGCUUGGUUCUGAUCCCUUUUUGCCUAUUAUAAAUGGAUAUAGGAGUCAUGCAACAACAAAACGUGCAUUGCAAAAUGAUGGAAUCGUGGUAUAUGUCAAAUCUGAUAUCAAAAUUACUUUUAAAGAACCGACAUUUCCAGAAGGAAAUUGUCUUAUUAUGAUACUUGGUCUUGAAACUGUAAUUAUAGCGAUAUAUCGUUCACCAUCGUACCGUAAUUUAGAUUCCUUUAAUAUGUAUCUUAACUGUAUUUUGUCGAACUUAUCAACUUUUAAAAACAUAUAUAAUAUAGGUGACCUAAAUAUAGAUAUCAGACUUAAUCUUUGUGCUAGCCAUGGAUUAUUACCUGCCCACUCUUCCCCAACAAGACAAAAUAAAACAUGUCUCGACCAUGUUUUGCUCAAAACAAAAAAAGCAGCACUUACAUUGGUGAUUACUUCUACAUUAACUGAUCAUCAAACAGUACUCCUGUGCUUAAAUCAAAAUGAAAUUAAAAAGUCCUCUUUGAAACAUACAACCAAAUUAAAUAAUGAAGCAUUACUUACGGAUAUAGUUAAUAUAGAUUUUGAACUAAUUUAUAGAUCAUAUGAUGCUAACUUUUGCAUACAAUUUUUAGUUACAACUUUAAAAACUGUGAUAGAACAAAAUACAGUUAUAAUUCAAACAUCUAGGCGAUUAAAAACAUUAAACCUUGGAUUACCCCUGGCCUAA